This is a messenger RNA of Prorocentrum cordatum, 1047 nucleotides long. Lineage: Eukaryota; Dinophyceae; Prorocentrales; Prorocentraceae. The record is from the annotation of a GenBank genome assembly.
AUGGCGGCCGCGUCUCUUUCGUAUUACUGCGGCGGCGAGUGGAUGACAUUCCCAUACGAGAAGGAGCCGAGAAAACCAAAGGUGAAUGUUACCCACGCUUCCCCGAAUCUGGUCAAGUUCACCCUGACAGAGACGGACGUCAGCGUUGCGAACGCACUGCGCCGAAUCAUGCUGGCGGAGGUGCCCACGUUGGCCAUUGACACUGUCAACAUAGAGGAUAACGACUCGGUGAUAUUCGAUGAGUUCUUAGCUCACAGAAUGGGCCUGCUACCCAUCACGAGUCAUAAGGUGGGAGAUAUCCCCCCAGAUUCGGGCUACGUGGAGUACAAGCAAUGCACGUGCUUCGACGGGUGCCCUUAUUGCACUGCCGAGUUCAAGCUCGACGUGACCAACACGGAAGACAAGGUAAUGACGGUCACGCAUUUCGACGUAGAGAACACUGGCAAGUACAGACGCGAUAACGCCCUUCCGAUCGAUGAGGUGAAGAUGGUGCCAAGCAGGAACCCAGAUAUCGACGAAGAAACGGACACCAGAGAAAACGGUAUCAUUAUCGCCAAGCUCAAGAAAGAUCAGAAACUCAGAUUCGAGUGCUACGCCAGGAAGGGCAUCCCCAAGUAUCACGCAAAGUUCAUGCCAGUGGCCACCGCCAUCUACCAGUUCGAGCCCAUAAUCAGGACGAACAAGCAGAUGCUUGACGGCCUCAGCCUCGACGAAAGGAUAGAGUUCGUGCAGUCCUGCCCCCGAAAAGUUUUCGACCUCGACAUCGAGGACAACGUGCACGUGGCACGGAAGGAAGAUUGCAUAUUCUGCGACGAGUGCGUCGCGAAGGCGAAGGCGUGGGGUAAGAAGGAUAUGGUCACCGUCAAGAUGGACUGCGGUGUCUUCCACUUUACCGUGGAGGCGGUGACGCCGGAGGGAGGCCCGCGCAACGUCAUCGACGUGGUGCGGGCAGCGUUGCGCGUCUUGGAUUACAAGAUGUCCCUGUUUCUCAAGGAUGCCUACGGCGAUAAGAUCGAGGAGUGGCUGCCUUGGGAGCGCCCCGCAUGA